Molecule: messenger RNA, 1776 nt
Organism: Penicillium coprophilum
Lineage: Eukaryota; Fungi; Ascomycota; Eurotiomycetes; Eurotiales; Aspergillaceae
Product: GNAT family N-acetyltransferase
Exons: 2
Coding region: 1-1776 (591 amino acids)
Source: RefSeq, a predicted model, not a curated record
AUGGCAGAAGAAGUCGAAAUGUCCCUGCCAUUCUGUGGCAGGAAUGGUGUCCACCAAAAGCCACCCAAGGAUUUUGACAAGCCAAAGUCGCCAGUGUUCCCAACCAACUCUACUUCAGCCAUGCUUCGUAUUUUCGAGUCCAUGGAUGAGAUGGAAAGAAACAAGCUGAUACAGAGCAUUGAUAAUCUGAGCUGGUCACAAACUUGGGAAUUGACCAAACAGUUUGACAAACAGAGAAGAAAGAACAAGCCCGUGCAGCAGCCUCUGUUUGGCAUGGAAAAUGAGAAUCACUCUUGCCCUGAGAUGCUUCCCGUGGCAAGGGAUGGACCUGGAGUCGAUAUGAGCAGCAAGAUAUAUCAGUUGCUCGAAAAGCACAGGAUUGUUGAAGACGUUGAGGGACCUGAGCCAUGGGCAACAUCUGACCAACCCAACUUUAUUCCUAAAAUUGCGAACGCGGAAAUCGAAAAAACAGUCAAAGAGCCUAACAAUGCGGAGUCUCGGGCCCAUUGGGAUGCCCGACACAAGAUUCAAGCCAAGGCAUACCGAAAAUCACGUCGUAUCUUCCCAAGCAAUCAAGAUGGCAUCCUCAAGUUCACCUCGGAACCCCACAGCGCUACCUAUGAACACGAGCAAACUCUUAUUGGUGACUGCACUUUGGAGAUUGAAGAAAGACAUGAUCAGUGGCACGAACUCAAACACAGAAUUUCAUCGUUUGAUCUUCCCAACGCAGUUGUCAGAAACCAGUUUCGCAAGUGGUGGGAUCAGCUUCCAGCCGGACACCAAGUCGACAUCUAUCAUGCUGCCUUCUUUGACGGGACCGCGAUGCCCGACGGACAGUCUGAUAUGUUUUUGCCUGACAUUAAGCAUGUGCCCGCCCCUAGGGACAUGAAAGACGAACUGACACGUCUGCAUUGGCACGAGACAUCAGAAGGUUAUGUGUACAACUUGGGGAAGGUCAACAAAAGACGGAAGGAGAAGGAACAGGAACAACAAGAGCACCUACGUCGCACUGCAGCUUAUCGUGCUUGGCUAGAAUUGCCAACAGAUUCAAAAGUUGUCCCACCUGGCAUUUAUCUACGUCCUGCGGAACAAUAUGACGCUUCUUCUAUCCUUGAAAUCAUGAACUGGUAUGCACGUGGCUCAUCUUCCAGCAGCGGAGCCCGAUCUAUGGGGGCGAAGGACUUUGAAGAGCUUCUUCAAUUUUGCCGAGAAACCCACUUUCCCUUCGUUGUCGCUGCCCAGCGACCACCGGAACCCUUGUGCCGUAAUCAGAUCCACCCUGUGGUUGGCUAUGCCUAUGUCGAAUAUCAUCGGCACGGAAAGAGCGCUGACAUGAACAUGGGCGAGCUGCACGUCUUCGUCCGAGAGGGUAGAAAGAAUCAGCACAUCGGACGGGCACUUGUUGAUAUGGUCCUUUCUUGCUUUGAUGCGGCCUCUGAAAAAAGCACCGCUUAUGAGUUUGACCAAACCGGCACAGUGCAGUAUGGACCGGGCUAUGGCCGCCACCUCACAACAAUGAUUUGUGCCAUUGCAACAUCCCAGGAGACCCAGGAGGAGCAUGCCUGGAUCAAGGAGUGGCUGGAGAGGGAUUUUGGCUUCGAGCACAAGUGCGUAUUCGAGAAUGCAAGAGUAAAGAGUGGCAGGAGUUUUGACCUUCGUUACAUGGCGCGUCGCAUCCGGGCCCCGCAUGUGAACGAUGAAGUCGAAAGCCAGUCUCAGGCUCGAGCUAAGUCUCAUGGGAAUGGUACGCAGUCUGCCAUACUCAAUUACCUCUGA